UGGUCUGGAGUUGUCAGACGUUUCUAGAAGGCAGAGCACAGGUGCUAUAUCUGGCACUGCAGCCCCCCAACAGACUGCUCACAUAUCAUAAAAGCAGAGGAGCAGCAGCCGAGGAAGCGGCUGAAAAGCGUCUGUGUCACACUCAUUUGCUCGGUUCAAGAUGACGGAAACUGAGAGGGCUGUUCAGCAGAAGAAGGGUAAAGGCAUGGCUUUCCGGUCCCAAAAAGAGAUGUUUGAGAAGAUGGAGGAAUCUUUCAAAAUCUGUGCUUAUUGUGAAAAGCGACCGAAUGAACUUUCCAACCCACAGAACCUAAAGCGUUGCUCCAGGUGUCUGAAUGCUUACUACUGCUGUAAAGAGUGUCAGAAGGAAGACUGGCCCAAGCACAAGAAGUUCUGCUCACAGCUGCGACUGGCUGCCAUCGACAGAGUCGUGGAGUGGCUUGUGUUUAAAGGAGACCUUCCAUUUCCUACAGAAAAAUGGUCCAAGCCCCAGUCUGAGGUCAAGGGUUUCGAUGACUGGCUCGCCAUGCAGGGAGACCUCACGGCACGCCUCGAUCCCAUUUUAAAUGGAAAAAACAUGAACGACUUGUGGACCAACGCUGGUCGGCCUCGGCCAGAUGAUGACGAUGUGAAGCAGUCGCUGUGGAGGGUUUGCAGCGAGUUCUUCUCCAGGCCGCUGACAAUAGCCUGGGGGAUGAGACUGUUCGGACUAAACCCUUUAUCCAAACCUCUCACCAUUCACCUGGUGGGAGCAGGCCACACUGAGACUCUGUCAGCCAGACUGACCGACUACGAUGAGCUGAACAACAUGUUCCCCGGACACCAGGGGAUCGAAAUAGUCAUGGUGGGGCCUGAGGUGGUGGACGGCCCUGUCGUGAGGCCUCCCCUCAGAGCUUUUGGACCCAAACAGAGAGUCUACAUCAGCGCCUACAAAGGCCUCUACCAUCAGUUCUGGGAGGAGCUGGUGGAGAAAGAGGAGGCAGCCAAGCCAGAUCUGGUGGUUGGAUUUCAUCCUGGAUUUGAUGCCAGCCAAGGUCUGGACGAGGGUUGGCUGCCAACUCUCCUGCUUCUCAGAGAUUAUGAAAUUCCUUCUCUCUUCACUGCUCUCACUGAGACAGAGAUGACCUACUCUUUGCAAAUUCUGCUGGAGCUGGAAAUGGACAUGAAAGGAAGUGGAGCCAACCCUUUUGCAUCACUAAAGCCAGAAGUUGUGGACUCACGUGCCAACAAACCUCCGGUCUACUGCAACUCCCACUACUUCUGUUUUCAGGGCCUGCUGGAGACGGCGGAGUUUGAGGAACCAGAGGAUGCCUGAAUAAGGCAGCGUGCUGACUCUUACAGCUUUGGGACUGUAAAGUUUUGUUUAGUUAAAAAAAUACUACUUAAUGUGUACAUUUGCUUAAUAGGCUCUGCCUGAUGGCUACUUACUAUGCAAUGUCCCUGCUACAUUUGCAUUCUCACUAUCUCAGUUUGAGCGCAUUCAGCAGCCACGAUGGUGAGAUUUGAAUAUACUGCCCGAGAUGUAUUAUUGUGUGUACAGGGUAAAAUGUUAUAGUAAUAGUUUGCUGUCUUCUGUGGGUUUAAUCUUUUAUGAGCAAAUAUGGCCUCUUUUUCAUCUGCUGUUACAAUAACCAUGAUGUGAUAAAAGUAACUUUUCAUUAAUGUUGUCACCUUGUGCUUUUUAAU
Molecule: messenger RNA, 1686 nt
Organism: Oreochromis aureus
Lineage: Eukaryota; Metazoa; Chordata; Actinopteri; Cichliformes; Cichlidae
Product: putative protein MSS51 homolog, mitochondrial
Exons: 6
Coding region: 161-1315 (384 amino acids)
Source: RefSeq, a predicted model, not a curated record